Molecule: messenger RNA, 1953 nt
Organism: Clupea harengus (Atlantic herring)
Lineage: Eukaryota; Metazoa; Chordata; Actinopteri; Clupeiformes; Clupeidae
Product: dehydrogenase/reductase (SDR family) X-linked
Exons: 7
Coding region: 262-1230 (322 amino acids)
Molecular function (GO): oxidoreductase activity
Source: RefSeq, a predicted model, not a curated record
GCUGUUAAUAAGGCCCUUGGAAUGACGGAGAUUCGUAACCUGGUGCUAAUCUGUAAUAGUCAUGAGCGUUAUGACUCGCGUUAAAGCUGUGUGAUGUAUGGGAUUUUUGUGUAAAUGUUGUCGCUUCCAGUUGUUACUUGCCAUCGUGCUAACCGCGUGAUGCAGCUUUGGAAAUAGCGGAACUGUUCUCACCUGCAGCCACACGACCGCGGCACCCGGACAGUAAAGACGGCAACACACGGCUCGGAGCUACGGACAGGCAUGGGCUUUCUGGGUGUCCUCCUCCCCAUGAUUAGACUGUAUCUAGUCGGCGUUAGAGUCCUCCUUUACCAGCUCUUCAACAGAUCUUUCACUCUUCCAGCUCUGCCCAAACAGAAUGGACGGGUUGCCAUAGUGACGGGCGGUGCCAGGGGGAUGGGCUAUGAGGUGGCGCGGCGUCUUACAGACCUGGGCAUGCACGUCAUUAUUGCUGGCAAUGUUGAAGAGGAGGGACUGGAAGCCGUGACCAAGAUCCGUGGUCAGACCAAGGAAGGCAAAGUUGAGUUCCUGUUCCUGGACCUGUCCUCUCUCCACUCCGUGCGGCAGUUCGCUCAGAGGUUUAAAGCCACAGGCCUCCCCCUCCAUGUGCUUGUCAACAACGCUGGCGUGAUGAUGGUGCCUGAGAGUCAGACGGAGGACGGCUAUGAGCUGCAGUUCGGACUGAACUUCCUGGGCCACUUCCUGCUCACACACCUGCUGCUGGAUACCCUCAAGCGCUCCGGUCACCAUGACAACCACAGCCGCAUCGUAAACAUGACCUCUGCCACCCACUAUGGAGCUUGCCUCAACCUGGAUGACCUGCAGAGCAGGUCGUGUUAUAGUUCUCACGGGGCGUACGCCCAGAGUAAGCUGGCCCUGGUCAUGUUCACGUACGCCCUGCACGAGCAGCUGUCGGCGGGGGUGUUCCCCGUCAGCGCCAGUGCGGUGGACCCCGGCAUGGUGGACACGGACCUCUAUCAGAACCUCUGCAGCCCGGCCCAGGUGCUCCAGAGACCCGUCGCCAAGCUCCUCUUCAGGACACCUGCAGAGGGCGCCUCCACAGCGCUCUACGCUGCCUUGGCGACGGAGCUGGAAGGCGUCGGCGGCUGCUACCUGUACAACGGCCGGCGGGCGGCGUCCUCGGAGACGUCCUACGACCAGGAGCUGCAGGCCCAGCUGUGGAGGCAGAGCUGCAGCCUGGCGGGCAUCUAGGGGGCAGCCUCUGAUACCCCUGCACACACACACACACACACACACACACACACACACCUCUAAUACGCCUGCGGCCUCUGAUACCCCCUGCUGCCUCCCUUAUCAGCUCUGCGUGAGCAGGUUCAGACUGGCCUCAUCAGAUGGACACACACACACACCGCCACUCAGACUGUGCCACAGUGUUGCUCUCAUCAAUGAGUGUGUGUGUGUGUGUGUGUGUGUGUGUGUGUGUGUGUGUGUGUGUGUGCCCAGGCUAUCCAGACCUCUUUAACCCUGUCAGUGCCAGGUUACUGUAGCUGUUGAUGAACUUGGCUGUGAUUGGCCUGAAGAUAUGAGUGUGUGUGUGUGUGUGUGUGUGUGUGUGUGUGUGUGUGUGUGUGUGUGGUGCUCCCACUUCAGCUAAGAAUCAUAUCAAUACCUGUUUUCCUACUGUAUACUUAGACAGGUGUGUGUGUGUGUGUGUGUGUGUGUGUGUGUGUGUGCCAAUACCAGUGUUCCUACUGUCUGUACUCGUGUGUGUGUGUGUGGGGGGAUGGAUGAAGUAAAAUGUUUUGUCAUGUGCAAUAAGAUCCAGUAAUGUUUCCUGUACUUGAUGAGAAGCACACACACACACACAAGUGUAUUUCGUUCCUUGUGAAUCAUGCAGUUGUUGCAAUUUGCUGCCACAUUGGCUGCACUGAUCUGAAUAAAACAUGCUGAUCAAUGUCUCUAAGCCUGUUCUGU